Rhinocladiella mackenziei CBS 650.93 is the source of this 1572-nucleotide messenger RNA. RefSeq lists its product as uncharacterized. The transcript has a single exon. The coding region runs from base 1 to 1572 and encodes 523 amino acids. The record is from RefSeq and is a predicted model, not a curated record. Gene Ontology annotation, molecular function: D-glucose binding; fructokinase activity; mannokinase activity. Gene Ontology annotation, biological process: glucose 6-phosphate metabolic process; intracellular glucose homeostasis; glycolytic process. Lineage: Eukaryota; Fungi; Ascomycota; Eurotiomycetes; Chaetothyriales; Herpotrichiellaceae. Gene Ontology annotation, cellular component: cytosol; mitochondrion.
AUGACUCUCCUCGAAUUCUUCCGCCGCAUCCUGCGCCAUUUGGCCGCCAUGAUCCUCUUUCCCUCCACCCUCAAGACCAUGAAUGCGUCAUCCAAAUCCUCCAAUACAGAAGUGACGGUGGUCGAGACGACGGACAGUUUGCCAUCCCUCGAGUCUCUGAAAGAUGAGAUCAUGCGUUUGUACCGAUCCCCAUGUACCAUGCGCCGAAUGCUUUCCAUGUCCUCCGCCCUUCGCAUCCAAUAUAAGACCAAACUACAAGACAGUGCGGCCUGCAUGUUACCGUCAUAUUGUCAUACCUUGCCGACCGGACAAGAGAGGGGCUCGUACAUAUCUCUGGACGUGGGGGGGUCGACAUUCAGGGUGGCCUUGGUGGAACUUCGUGGACGAAAUGGACGACAUCCUCCGAUGGCCAUCAAACAUAUGGCCGCCUUCAAGAUUGAUGAACGAAUCCGGAAAUUGCCCUCGGCGCUGUUUUUUGACUGGAUGGCAAGCAGGAUACAAGGCAUGUUGGAAGAAGAGAAGGAGACCUGGCCUCCCGGUCAGAUCUUGCCGCUCGGCCUGGCCUGGAGUUUUCCUAUCGAACAGACCAGUCAUCGUGGUGGUAAAAUGCAAGGAAUGGGCAAGGGAUUCUCGUGCCAUGAAGACACCAUCGGCAUGGACUUGGGCGCCUUGAUUGAAUCUGCUUGCGCCCGGCGAAAUGUGAAUGUCCGCGUGGAUGCCAUCGUCAAUGAUUCCUCGGCCACCCUCCUUUCUCAAGCCUACCUCGACCCGGCCACAUCGAUGGGAUUGAUCCUCGGGACGGGAACCAAUGCUGCUGUUUUUCUACCGAUUUCCUGUAUGGGCAAGUCCAAGUUUGGAGUGCGAGAUCCAUCAUGGUUUGCGAGGGCCGAGAAAGUCAUUACGAACACCGAAGUAUCCAUGUUUGGCAAAUCAAUCCUCCCGGAGACUCGAUGGGAUGAGAUAUUGAACAAACAACAUCAGAGACCCGACUUUCAACCACUUGAGUACAUGACCACCGGUCGUUAUCUCGGUGAACUGCUACGAUUGAUCAUCAUCGAGGCCGUGGAGACUGGAGAGCUUUUCGACGGUGUCGUGCCUGAAGCGUUAAGCGAGCCUUACUCCCUCGACACCGAGAUCCUAGCCAAACUGGAGCAAGAUCGGUCCCGAAAUUUGAAGGAUUCGAUCUCGAUGAUCCAAAAAACAUUCGGUCUUCGAACAACCCCAUCCGUCGAAGAGAUAUCCUUCCUCCGAGUUGCAGCCGAAUCCAUCUCUUACCGAGCCUCUGCCUACAUGGCCGUAGCUGUUCAUGCAUUAUGGGCAUUGCAGAAGGACACCAAUAUCAAUUCUACAGCUCCGACGGAAACCCCGAAAACAUCUAUCGCCUGUAAUGGAAGUGUCAUACUCAAAUAUCCUGGGUUCAAGGAAAGAUGCCAAGGCUUCAUCCACCAGAUGAUCCGGGCAGGGCCAUCCGUUGGAGGACUCUUGACAUCGGAGAAGAUUGUCCUGGAAUCAACCGAUGAGGCGGCUGUAUUCGGCGCCGCUGUUGCUGUGGCUUUGUCUGAUGUAUCUUGA